GCAAAGGAAACGCCUUAGAGCAACGGGUUGGAGUGAUUUGACAGAGGUACGUUGGGAGGGUGGGAAACAGUCCAGGCUGGAUCCCCAUCUUUACUAGCUGAGCCAGCAGUGCCAGGAGCUUUGCCGGGAGCCCGCGGCAGAAACGGGCUCGCCAUGGCCGGGUUGAAGACAGCAAGCGGGGAUUACAUUGAUGCCUCCUGGGAGCUGCGUGUGGUUGUAGAGGAGCUGGGGACUGAAGCUGAGCCCCUCACCCUGCGAGUCACCGGGGACAUGCACAUUGGCGGUGUCAUGCUGCAGAUUGUGAAUCAGAUGGAGGUGAAGCAGGACUGGUCAGACCAUGGGCUUUGGUGGGAGCAGAAGAAACUCUGGCUGCUCAAGACCAACUGGACCCUGGAUAAGUAUGGGCUGCAGGCAGAUGCCCGUCUCCGGUACACACGUCAGCACAAGGCUGUGCGGCUGCAGUUGCCCAACCGGCGGAUGAUCCGUGUCCGCGCCAGCUUCUCUGAGCCUGUCUUCCGUGCUGUGGCUGGCAUCUGCCGGGUGCUGAGUAUCCGUCAUGCAGAGGAGCUGUCACUGCUGCGGGCACCAGAGGAGAAGGAAAAGAAGAAGCGGAAGGGACCGGUGCUGGAGACAGAGGAUGAGUUUGACCUGGGCGGGGUGGUGCUGCCAGCCAGCGCAGAGCAGCAGCCGUUCCGGGGAAUGCCGGCCCAUUUCUCGGACAGUCCUGCCACCGAGGCCUGUUACCGGAUGCUGUCAGUGAGCUGGGCUGGCCUGAGCCCUGAGCAUGUGCUGAAAAUGCCUCGGCCCAGCAACCUUGUGGAGAAGGCUCAGAUCAACAGCCGGUGGCUGAGCUCCUCGCGGUCGCUGAUGCAGCAGGACGUGCGGGAGAAUGAGCAGCUUUGGCUGCGGUUCAAAUAUUACAGCUUCUUUGAUCUGGAGCCCAAGUACGACACGGUGCGCAUCACUCAGCUGUAUGAGCAGGCGCGCUGGGCUGUGCUGCUGGAGGAGACUGACUGCACUGAGGAGGAGAUGAUGGUCUUUGCUGCCCUGCAGUAUCACAUCAACAAACUCUCCUUGAGUGCUGACCCCACAGACCAAGCCAAGGAACAAGGCCUGGAUGACUUGGACUCAGCCCUGUCCAACCUUCAGGUCAAGCUGGAGGGGGGGACAUCUACGUCGGACAUGCUGGAAAAUCUCACCACCAUCCCAGAGCUGACGGCUGUUCUCCGGGUGUUCAGGCCCCGCAAGCUGACGCUUAAGGGCUACAAGCCGCACUGGGUGGUGUUCAAAGAGACGACCAUCUCCUACUACAAAAGCCGCGAGGAGGCGCUGGGUGAACCUGUGCAGCAGCUCAACCUCAAGGGGUGUGAGGUGGUACCGGACGUCAACAUCUCUGGCCAAAAGUUCUGCAUCAAACUUCUGGUGCCCUCUCCAGAGGGGAUGAGUGAGGUGCACCUGCGCUGUGAGAACGAGCAAGAGUAUGCCCACUGGAUGGCAGGGUGCCGGCUGGCAGCCAAGGGCCGGACCAUGGCAGACAGCACAUACCAGUCUGAGGUGCAGAACAUCCUGUCCUUCCUGCAGCUGCAGAAAGCCAAUCCCGAUGUGCCUGUGGCACCUGAUGCCGAGGCCAUGAGCACCCAGUGGCUGGUGUCCCCCCGCUACCAGAAGAAAUUCAAACCCAAACAGUUAACUCCGCGCAUCCUGGAGGCCCAUCAGAACAUGGCCCAGCUCUCUCUCACUGAGGCUAAGAUGAGGUUUAUUCAGGCCUGGCAGUCACUGCCUGAUUUCGGCAUCUCCUACUUUGUGGUCAGGUUCAAGGGCAACAGAAAGGAUGAGAUCCUGGGCAUCGCCAAUAAUCGUCUGAUCCGAAUUGACCUGGCUGUGGGAGACAUGGUGAAGACCUGGCGGUACAACAACAUGCGCCAGUGGAACGUCAACUGGGACAUCCGUCAGGUGGCGAUUGAGUUUGAUGAGCACAUCAACGUGGCGUUCAGCUGCGUGUCAGCCGGGUGCAAUAUUGUGCAUGAAUACAUUGGGGGUUACAUCUUCCUGUCCACUCGCAAUGUCGACAAAGGCCGGGACCUCGACGAGGAGCUUUUCUACAAGCUGACGGGGGGCCAUGAGGCCCUGUGAGCACUCAGCACUGUCCCCUGGGUAGCGGGUGGGGGGAGAAGAGCUGGGGUCAAUGUUGACCCCACCCACAGGGGUCAGCCUCCUACCUCCCAAAUCAUUCUCCUCACCAUACAGAACUCAACCAGCCAACCAGUCCUUACACACAUUCCCAAGCCCCUGCCCUCCCCACUCAUCCAGCAAACCAAUCCAGCAAACCAAUCCAGCCUCCCAGUGCCUGCCCAUCAGUCCCCUACAGGCCACUACCCACACCAUCCUUCAAUGGCCUACACACUCCCAGCCCAACCUACCCCUUAGCCCACCCAUCUUCUCAUGCCUCUUGCCACCCCAGCACACCGGUAUGUGCUCCAUUCAGGGAAGGAGGGGACACAGGUCCCCUGCAAGCACCACUUGCCCCAGCUGCAUGUAGGGUGAGGGGGUUAAGUGUGGCAAACCUAGCAAAGAGAUAGUUGAAGAGGCUGCAGCAGAUGGAAGAAUUGAGUUUUUUAUAUUGCUCUCUCCCACCCUGAUUCUUCUCCAUGUCAUGGCUCUGGAGCUGGGCCCCACCCAGUGUGGGUCACGUGAGGGGUAGCAGACGCCCUGAAAAAGAGGAGGAGGAGGAUUUAGGAAGAUGUUGCCAGCAAUUGGUUUUCCCCCCAACCCACCUGCCCUCUGACUAGACCCUGCACCUCACACCAGCCCAUGGACACUUCUUGGCCACUCUCUGGGACAAGAUCAAAGCUACGGCCACUUGGAUUCUGCCACAGGCUGCUGGUGAGGCAUGUUGUCUGGGACAGCAAACUGAGUAAUAAACCAAGCUCUCACCAUAU
Molecule: messenger RNA, 2939 nt
Organism: Pelodiscus sinensis (Chinese soft-shelled turtle)
Lineage: Eukaryota; Metazoa; Chordata; Testudines; Trionychidae
Gene: FERMT3
Product: FERM domain containing kindlin 3
Biological process (GO): integrin activation; integrin-mediated signaling pathway; leukocyte cell-cell adhesion
Cellular component (GO): cell-substrate junction
Molecular function (GO): integrin binding
Source: RefSeq, a predicted model, not a curated record